AUGGCAAAACGCGAGGUCAGAUGCGACAUCAUCCCAGGCGACUCUAAAAAGUGGGAGUCCCACGGAAGGUUUUGCCUACUUGAUUUCUACUUACACCCAAACGAAGAGGUAGUCGUCCUGGAAGCGGGGACGAAGGACUUGUGCGUCAAGGGCAGUGGGAAGCUGCGCGCAGGGGUUAGUGGGACUGAAGACCGGAGAACUAGCAAACAAGGUGGAAAGGGCGGCAGUGUUUGGUGCGUACCUCUAGGGCCUGGGAAUAUGGGGCUUUGCGUGGAAGAACUGAGGGUGGGAUGA
This is a messenger RNA of Neurospora crassa OR74A, 294 nucleotides long. RefSeq lists its product as hypothetical. The coding region runs from base 1 to 294 and encodes 97 amino acids. The transcript has 2 exons. The record is from RefSeq and is a predicted model, not a curated record. Lineage: Eukaryota; Fungi; Ascomycota; Sordariomycetes; Sordariales; Sordariaceae.